UAUGUGUAUUUAGUAAUUGAAAUAUUGAAAUAUUCGAUGAAUUGUGGCACUAAAACCCUGAAAAUAAAAUCUGCCUAAUCGAAAACUCUUGAGCACCACCGCUCCUCCGCGGCGCGGCCUCCGUUUCCGAUGGACCCCUUAACCCUCCUCCGUGAAUACACCAUCAGCAACUCGCUCGACCGAAUCGUCCGAGUCAGCGACGAUUUCCGCUUCGGCUCCGACUACUCCUUCCCCGCCACCAUCGAGACCGCCUACCGCUCCAAGCACGUGCAGCAGACGCGCCGCUACACCCUCGAAACCCUAGUCCACUUCAUCACCAACCACCACCUCAAGCACACCGAAUACAUCCAGAACGCCCGCGCCCUCCGCAUCCCCGCCGUCACGCUCCCCGAUCGGAAGCCCCUCCUCGAUUACCUCACCGGAAAAGUCCAAUCCUCCGAUUCGAUUGUCCCCCUCGAUUUCCCCAACAUUAACCCCCAAAUUAGCAACGUCGAUCGCAGCUUGCAGUACGAGGCGGGCGAUGCCGUGGGUUUGGACAACGGGACUAGUUUGAUUGAGCUGAUUAGGGCCAAGGAGAAGCCGAUUAAGGAUAAGGAGGCAAUGCUGGUGUUCAAAAAACGCGAUUUCUACAGCGUGCUGACCUCGGCGUUGAAGAGGGACGAGGAGAGGCAGCGGACGGAGGCGCUGCAGAGGAAGGAUAACAUUGUGGCCAAAAAUCGAAUUGAGAGUAGAGGAUUUGGCGUAGGGGAGGAGGCGACGAAGAUGAGGAAGAUUGGGGAAGGUGUGCCGAUCAUUUUGGUCCCAAGUGCAUUUUCGACUCUGAUCACUAUAUAUAAUGUGAAGGAGUUUUUGGAAGAUGGAGUUUUUAUUCCCACUGAUGUGAAGCUGAAGCAGAUGAAAGGGGGGAAGCCUGAUUGCGUGACGGUGCAGAAGAAGUUCAGUAGGGAUCGCGUGGUGACGGCUUAUGAGGUGAGGGACAAGCCGUCUGCGCUGAAGAGCGAUGAUUGGGAUCGCGUGGUGGCUGUGUUUGUGCUUGGGAAGGAGUGGCAGUUCAAAGACUGGCCUUUUAAGGACCAUGUUGAGAUCUUCAACAAGAUUCUUGGGUUCUUCAUGCGCUUUGAGGAUGACAGUGUGGAAUCAGCAAAAGUUGUGAAGCAGUGGAAUGUCAAGAUUAUAUCGAUAAGCAAAAAUAAGCGACAUCAGGACAGAGCUGCAGCUCUCGAGGUGUGGGAUAAACUUGAAGAAUUUAUGCGAUCAAGAUCUCGUUAGAGUAAGUUAAAUUCGUUUGAUUCUUUUUUGUUUUUUCCAUUUCUCAUUCACAUGAAACCUAGUGCCACCAAAUAUAUGCUGAUGAGCUAUAAUGGAAGGCAUCAAAGCCUAUUACUUACACUACUAUUUAUGUUUUAUUUCCUUAAAUCUCAAAUAUACUGUAGUUAUUUGCUUCAGGCUGGAGCAUCUGGGGAAAUACUAUGCUGAACAGGGUAGCAGAAGAAAUUGCAUGAUUGUAGUCAUUUUUCUGUUGUUUCUUGAUUGCGAAAAUAGAGAAAUGGGGAGAUAGGGUCUGUUGACUGUGCCAUUACUGCUUUAUUAAUCCAAUUGAUUUUUGGUGGUGUUAGGGGCCAGGAGGUUGGAUAAUGAGGGCAACAUUAAGGACUAUCUGACUUGGAAGUAACAUUAUAUUCUUAGCUACAAGUUGAAGUAGUAGCAUAUGUCAAAAUUUCAUUAGAUAUGAUUAUCGAUUAUUAUCAACUCGUUUGCAUAAUAUUCAUCUCUGUGCUUGUUUCACAGCCCACAUUGUCUUCUUAAAUUCUGCUCUCAAAAUUCGCAUUAUCAUAUCGCGUUCACUCAUUGUCCCUGUGUCCCAGAAGGUUGGCAUUUUGCACCCAGUUUUCUGCUGUUGGAUCAUUAUGUAACCGUGAUGAUACAUGAAAAUAGGAUGAUGAGUAAAUUGUUUUGGUUCAACUAAUAUUUUCAUUGGCUAAGUUUGGGAAUUAAAUUGUAAUUGCAGAUGCAGAAGAGGAAACUAGAAAUCAACGGAGAUUAUGACUAACUCGUCCGAUGUGGGCAGCUUUCCUUGUGCUUGUGGAGGGAGAGCAAUGUGCAGUGGUGAGAGGUCGAGCUUGUAUAUUCACCAUGGUUGCCAUGUUCGUGUUGUAGAUGAACAUUGUAGCAUUUUUGGAAAUGAUAUCUUAAUGUUGUUUGAUUUGUAUGCCUUCUCCUUUUUAACAUAGCUUGUUAGUUUUUAGAUGUAGUUUGUAUAAAACUAGAUUCUUGCAAAUACUUGAUGGACUACAAUUAUCAUGAAA
This is a messenger RNA of Salvia miltiorrhiza (redroot sage), 2306 nucleotides long. RefSeq names its product protein CDC73 homolog. Gene Ontology annotation, molecular function: RNA polymerase II complex binding. The coding region runs from base 130 to 1269 and encodes 379 amino acids. The transcript has 3 exons. The record is from RefSeq and is a predicted model, not a curated record. Lineage: Eukaryota; Viridiplantae; Streptophyta; Magnoliopsida; Lamiales; Lamiaceae. Gene Ontology annotation, cellular component: Cdc73/Paf1 complex. Gene Ontology annotation, biological process: positive regulation of transcription elongation by RNA polymerase II; transcription elongation by RNA polymerase II.